This is a messenger RNA of Pseudopipra pipra, 2293 nucleotides long. RefSeq lists its product as uncharacterized. The record is from RefSeq and is a predicted model, not a curated record. The transcript has 3 exons. The coding region runs from base 885 to 2090 and encodes 401 amino acids. Lineage: Eukaryota; Metazoa; Chordata; Aves; Passeriformes; Pipridae.
CCUGCUGAGGCAGAGGAAAUGUUUCCUACUCUAGAGCUCAAGGGAAGGGGCUUGAUGGGCUUCAAAGGCAUCUUUGCCAACAGAAGGGUUUCAAGACUUCGCUCACUCCAGUUUGGAGGUUGGGACCCCGGGAGCUGGAGCUGAGCACAGACCUCUCUGCUCAGUCCAACAGCCCCUUCCACUUCGGGCUCCCAAAAGGAUGAGGGGAAAUGUCCCCCUUGCCUCUGUCACCCUCACAGUGUCCUCUGAAAUGGGUCUGGGCUGCUCCAAAGCAGUGCUCUCCAUCCUAGGAGGUACCUCUGGCCUGUUGAGCCUUUCCCAGCAGGAAAGGACAUACUGGACAUACUCCUGCUCCCCAUCCAGCUCCCCCUCUUGCCAGUCCUUGAGGAAACUCCCUUCUCCAAAAUUCUCUGGAGCUCUGCUCCAGCACAUCCUUCACCCUCAUCCUUCCAUCACUCUCUGGCCCAAACUCACUCCAGCCUCCACCCCUCAGCAUCUCCACUCUCUGCUGAGCACCCAAGAAGCUGCAGCUCAUCAGAAACACAUCAGGGAGCCCCCAGAUCAGACCCCAAGAAGCCGCUUGCCCCCAGCGUUUGAGGGCAAAGCUCCCGGAAGCGAAUCAUUAAAUAGAAUUAUAAACUGUGCUGCAGAAAGUGGUUGAUGCAUCUCCUUCCCAUCACCCCUGUGCUGCAAGUGAGUCAAAGAAGGAGGCAGCCAGAGCCAAGCUCUCUGUCAAUAAACCUCUCAGCAUUCCUUAGGGUGUCUCACUUCCCUCGGGAGCGCGAUGUACACGAUAUAAAAGCUCACCCAUCCCAGGGCUCCUCACUCACCCGCCGCCGAGCAUCGCACGGUUCCCAGAUCCACUGAAGGUUCCCAGCUCUGAGAUGUGCUCCAGACAAAGCUCCGGAGGCUGCCACGGGAUGUCCUCCCAGUCCAGUGGGUGCCACAGCGGGGGCUCCUCAUGCCACGGGGGCAGCUCCUCCAGCUACCAGUCCCAGGGCUCCUCCUGCUGCGGGAGCUCCUCUGGCUAUGGCCUGGGAGGGGGGUAUGGUGGUGGGUCCUCAGGAGGCAAAGUCAUCAUUGGAGGAGGAAGCAGUGGAGGAUCCUCUGGAUGCUGCAGUGGAGGAUCCAGCGGUGGCUGUGGGAUAGGGGGAGGAUAUGGUGGUGGGUCCUCAGGAGGCAAGGUCAUCAUUGGAGGUGGAGGUUCCAGUGGAGGGUGUUCAGGCUAUGGGACAGGAGGAGGGUACGGUGGUGGCUCUUCAGGAUCAAAGAGCAUCAUUGUGGGUGGAGGCAGUGGUGGAGGUUCCUCUGGAUGCUGCAGUGGAGGAUCCAGCUGUGGGCUGGGAGGAGGAUACGGGGGUGGUUAUGGUGGUUAUGGCUCUUCAGGGUCAAAGACCAUCACUGUAGGUGGAGGCAGUGGAGGAUGCAGUGGUGGCUACGGCGUGGGAGGAGGGUACGGGGGUGGAUAUUCAGGAUCAAAGAGCAUCAUUGGAGGUGGAAUCAGUGGGGGUUCCUCUGGAUGCUGCAGUGGGGGAUCCUCAGGAUAUGGCAUAGGAGGAGGAUACGGAGGUGGUUCCUCAGGAGCAAAGGUCAUAAUUGGAGGGGGAAGCAGUGGUGGAGGUUCCUCAGGAUAUGGGAUAGGAGGAGGAUAUGGUGGUGGUUAUGGUGGUGGAUCUUCAGGAUCAAAGAGCAUCAUUGUAGGUGGAGGUGGUGGAGGUUCCUCUGGAUACUGUGGUGGAGGGUACAGCUAUGGAGUGGGAGGAGGGUACGGUGGUGGAUCAUCAGGGUCAAAGACCAUCAUUGUGGGAGGAGGCAGUGGAGGCUCCUCUGGAUACUGUGGGGGAGGAUCCAGCUAUGGCAUAGGAGGAGGAUGUGGUGGGGGUUCUUCAGGAGGGAAGAUCAUCGUGGGAGGUGGUGGAGGAUCCUCUGGAUGCUGCGGGGGAGGAUCCGGGGGCAGCUCCUCGGGCCAGACCAUCAUCAUCAGCUCUGGAGGGUCCUCCCAGUCCUCCCAGCAGAAGUGCCCCAUCGCCAUCCCCAGCAUAUCCCACCAGUCCAAGCAGAGCUGCUGCUUCCCCUCCGGCCAGAAGUGACAGCUGGGGCAGCUCCAGGUCCAGCAGGACCAGCUGAGCCUCUGCUGGGGCACCUCCAGACCUGGCUCUGAUUGCCUGGUCCUUCCCUUGUGUCCUCUCCUCUUCCCUGGAUGCUGCAUCCCUGUGCUGAGAACGCCAGGACUUACCCCGUGCCCUGCUGCUGGUGUUGGGAGGCCUUUGAUAACGUUGUGCUGCUUUUCCAA